AUGGUAUCUGUCGAUUCUUUAAUUGAUGAUUUUGUUCGGCAAAACUCAAGGAAACUUGUCUUAAUUACGAGUGGUGGUACCAGAGUACCAUUGGAAAAAAAGGUGGUUCGAUAUAUUGACAAUUUUUCUAUGGGUACACGAGGUGCUGCUAGUGCUGAGUAUUUCUUGAUGAAAGGCUAUGCUGUGAUAUUUUUUCACCGAGAUAAUUCUCUGAAGCCUUUCAGACGAAAGUUCUGUAAUUUAUUUGAUCACCUAGUUGUGAAUAACUCAGGCAAGAUCGAAGUUCAAAAUAUGCCGGGUUUAUUAGAAGCAUUGACGUUAAAUAGUGAGCUUUCUGAUCGUCUCCUGAUGAUAUCAUUCGUUGACGUAUCCGCGUAUCUGAUGACUCUCGAAAUGAUUUGCCUGCGUCUUCGGUCUUUGGGUUCUUCUCUUCUGAUUUAUCUUGCCGCUGCUGUUUCGGAUUUUUAUAUAUCCGAGGAGAAUUUACCAGAACACAAAAUUCAUUCAAAUCAAGGAAGUUUGCAAUUGUCGCUCAAUAUUGUUCCUAAAAUUUUGCAAAAACUGGUUAGAGAUAUUGUGCCAAAAGCAUUCGUCGUUUCGUUUAAGCUGGAAACUGAUGAAACGGUAUUGGUUAGUAAAGCGCGUCAGGCACUGCAGAAUUACGGACAUCAGUUAGUAAUUGGAAAUAUACUGGAUACAAGGAAAGAGCGAGUAAUAUUUGUCAGUAAUGGUGAUAAAGAGGAGACAAUAUGCUUGAACGAUGAACAAAAAGCUGCAGGUGUUGAAAUCGAACAAUCGAUUGUUGACAAACUUGUUGAGAUGCAUGACAAAUUAUUACUUAACAUAAAAUAA
Messenger RNA from Loa loa (African eye worm), 852 nucleotides. Its product is annotated as DNA/pantothenate metabolism flavoprotein. The record is from RefSeq and is a predicted model, not a curated record. The transcript is spliced from 7 exons. The coding region runs from base 1 to 852 and encodes 283 amino acids. Gene Ontology annotation, biological process: coenzyme A biosynthetic process. NCBI's taxonomy places the organism in Eukaryota, Metazoa, Nematoda, Chromadorea, Rhabditida, Onchocercidae. Gene Ontology annotation, cellular component: cytoplasm; nucleus. Gene Ontology annotation, molecular function: phosphopantothenate--cysteine ligase activity.